Messenger RNA from Striga asiatica, 696 nucleotides. The record is from the annotation of a GenBank genome assembly. Lineage: Eukaryota; Viridiplantae; Streptophyta; Magnoliopsida; Lamiales; Orobanchaceae.
AUGACGAUCUGGGCCGUUGGAUGGGAUUUUAGUUUCAUGUCGGGGACUAUUCCCUUGUACAAAGGUUUUCGUCUUCUUACAUCAAGUGCUUUGCUCGAAGGCUCGAUAACCUUGCUCUGUACGAUCAUCAAUCCCGGCACAUACAAAUGUCGAGAUUCAACUACAUUGACUGAAAGUGUCAAGGGACGUUCUGCCGUGAACAAAAUGCAUCACAUGAUGAAUUCUAGCCAGCUCUCCUCAAGGGAUGCACAGACUCUUAUCUUGAUUCUCUACUGGAGCUUUGACAGCAUGUUGGUCUUCUGGAGAGCUGCUGCUGAUAGCACGAACUCAUUAUGUCAUUUGGAGGCCCAUCGGAAAAUGGAGAUUCUUCGUCUACUUACAUCAAGUGCUUUGCUCGAAGGAUCAAUAACCUUGCUCUCUACCAGCAAUGUGUCUUUUUGCCUGUUCCGAUCCUCGCCUACAGUCUGUGCGCCCGGCACAAGCAAAUGUCGAGAUUCAGCUACUUUGACUAAAAAGAGUCAACAUUGGGACUUACGCCGUUUAUCCACAAAGUGGAGCUGUACGCGGAUUAAGACUUACUUGUUUCUCCGUGAGGAAUUGGACGAUGAGCUGCAAGAUUCCCCUCUAUGUUUUUGUAUUUAUUUUCCUUUGGCGCACACUCCCAGGGACGCAAGGGAGUGGGGGCACGUCGGGUGA